UUAGGGUCAGUCCUUACCAUGAAGAACACGUUGAAAGUGGGGAUGAGUCGUCCAAUUGGUAGGUCGUUUAUGUUGUUUUUCUUUUUCUUUUUCUUUUUUUUUUAGCAUGCACACACGUUCAUUUAUUAUUUUUUUUGCCUUUAGCUCGUCGAGACUAACGAGCUUGGAUGUUUGUUUCAGGUAUGGACUUUGAUCUUAAUGAGGUAUUGAGGACUCUGCCAGGAGGAGAUGAGGGUCUUACCCUCGUUGAUGGGGCCGAGCUUGAUCUGGAAGGAGUCAUGGACUCCAUGCCUGACCAGGGGCAGGAGGGUGAGGUGGAUCCUUUGCCUAUCCCUUCAAAGAGAAGAAGGGGGGCCGACCUUGGGAGAAAGUCUCAGACGAUCAACGAGACUUCUCAGCCUUUAGAUGAGCCUCGUGAUGUGGUUCCAGCUCCUAGGCCGGGAGCUCCUAGUCGUGCGCGAUGUGAGCGCGAGGACUCGCUUCCUAGCUUUGGGUUUCCUCCCACCCGGGGCUAUCAUGAGAUGGGGGUGCUUAAGUCGUUGGUGAUCCCCGCUCGAUCCAGAGCGAUUGCAGGGCGCAGCGCAGAUGACAUAGAAAGGGCUGCGGCUGUUUACCUUCAGAGGGUGGUGGCCCUCCAGACCGGACUCGCUGAGUCGAAUCGCCGCCUAGCCUCAGAGCUGAAAACUCUUACUGAAGAAAAGAAAAAGGAGGCUCAUCACCACAAGAAGAAAAUAUCCUCCUUGAGGAAAUCUCUGGAGAUGUCGGACGCUCGAGCUCGUGAGCAAGAGACGAAGAUUGACAACCUACGCUCUGUUUUGGCUUGUGCUCCUGAAGAGGCGGUUGAGAGGUAUAAGGCCUCAGUGUUUACUUUUGCUUAG
This is a messenger RNA of Olea europaea var. sylvestris, 878 nucleotides long. RefSeq lists its product as uncharacterized. The record is from RefSeq and is a predicted model, not a curated record. NCBI's taxonomy places the organism in Eukaryota, Viridiplantae, Streptophyta, Magnoliopsida, Lamiales, Oleaceae. The coding region runs from base 168 to 878 and encodes 236 amino acids. The transcript has 4 exons.